AUGGCCAUCUCAGAUGAUGAAAUCGACGUCUUCACUCCACUCCCUGACGACAUGUGGGACAAUCUGGAAAGCAUUCCGUUGGAACUCCUGACUCGGCGAACAUACGGCCCAAGUACCACAGUCACUGGGAUUGGUUUCUUCGAGUAUUUCUUGCCCUUGAUGGCGAUUCUCGGCGACAUCAACCUCGUCCACCAUCUCAAAAAUCAUCCACGCCUUGGAUCCCUUGACGAGCAACCGGCCACCUCCUCAAUCGAGACCCUCUUAGCGAACUGCGCCAGAAGUGUGACAGACCUCGCCAAUCGUCACGAGCUUGAAAGGCCGGACGGAAGCACGCCGGCGGGUGAGUUGCUGACCCCAAGCCCAAACGGCGGCGGCGGAGGGCACGCAUCGGCACAACAGGACCCCAUCUCCAGCCAGCGAAGAUCCAAAUCGCACACUCAGGCACAACUAGUCAUCGCAUACGCAACCUUCAUCCUGCACGUUCUUCACGUCCUCCUGCACGGCAAGUGGGACGCCGUCUCAAUGCUGGAGAACGACGACGGGUGGAUAACGACCGCCGAAUUCAUGAAAUGCGCGUUCCACGCGAUCGCGGCCUCCGAGGCGGUAUCACAGAUCCUGCGCCGCGACCCGGAACUCACGUUCAUGCCGUACCUGUUCGGCAUCUACCUGCUGCACGGCAGCUUCAUUUUGCUGCUGUUCGCCGACCGCAUGCCGCAGCUUGGCCCCAACGAGUCCGUCGAGAAGGCGUGCGAGACCAUCAUUCGUGCCCAUGAGGUCUGCGUCGUCACCCUGAACACUGAGUUCCAGAAACGCUUUCGCAAGGUUCUGAGAUCUACGCUGUAUAGUGUCCGGAGCGCCGGACCCACCAGUGAAGAGGAAAUCAUUGCGAGGCGGCGGGCGCUGUCGCUCUAUCGCUGGACCAAAGGGGCGCGCGGCUUGGCUUUGUGA
Messenger RNA from Exophiala aquamarina CBS 119918, 948 nucleotides. RefSeq lists its product as uncharacterized. Bases 1 to 948 code for a protein of 315 amino acids. The transcript has a single exon. The record is from RefSeq and is a predicted model, not a curated record. Lineage: Eukaryota; Fungi; Ascomycota; Eurotiomycetes; Chaetothyriales; Herpotrichiellaceae.